AGCAUAGAUAUAUACACGCCUGACGCUGUCAGUACCCGAUCCGUUCCACCUGCACAAUCCGUUCACGCAUGCGCAGAUGAUAAUACCGUUUUACGACCUGGGUACUGACCGACAAGAAGCUGCAGCCGUCAGGAACAGCCCAUAUUUACCAUUGUGGAUUAGCAGCAGCCGGUGACUCUUCACAUUUAGUUGGAAAGCUCCCAGACUUCAGUCAGACUUGGCAGAUUCCGUCAUGUUUGUCACUUACUUCCUACUGCUGAGCAGUCUUUGCCAUGUCAUUACAACUCAAGAGAAUAACUGUGGCUCUGCUGGAGAAGUGGAAAACGGAAAUGUCGAUUACCCUAAAGGGACACAGUUUGGUGAUAAACUAGUGGUCACUUGCAACACCGGCUUCUAUAUGGUCCCCAAAGAUAAAGGUCAAAUCUUUUGUGGAUCCAAAGGAUGGAUGGACAGGUUGCCUACAUGUGAAGUGGUGACUUGUGAUCCGCCACCUGCGGUAUUGAUUGGUGUUUUCAGUCCAAACAAAGAAUCCUAUAACUAUAGAGAAGUUGUACAGUACAGAUGUCAAAAUGAUUAUACACUUAAUGGAUCAAGUUCAAUAUCGUGUUCAGAACAUGGAACAUUUGGUCCUGCUCCAACAUGUGUCAUGGUUCGAUGUGAGGAUCCUAAUAUAGCCAAUGGUCACCAGGUUGAUGGUUCUCGACCCCCUCACGGAUACAGGUCUACGGUGACAUACGAGUGCAAAUCUGGGUAUGUUAUGGAAGGACGACGCACCCUGACAUGUGGAAUAGAUAGUCAGUGGUUACCUGGACUUCCAAGAUGUCAAAGAAUAACAACCCCACCUAAACCCACCACAACCACCACCACCACCACCACAACCACAAAAGAUUCCCACCCAAGGACACCAGGCAAUCAUGGAGAUACGUUGGCUAUAGGCUUGAGUGUAACUGUUUUUCUUGUCCUCAUUGCUAUCGUUGUUGGAGCCGUGGUAUACAUCAAGAAACAACGCUGUGGGAGAGGUUCUCCUGACAAUGUGUCUCCAAAAGAGAGAGAGGAUGUAGAACUCCCGUUACAAGGACAGACUGCCAAGCACAGCUGAACUCAUUUAUGCCAAAUAAAUGGAUGUAAGCAUCACAGUCCUGUAUCUCCAACAUUACUAGAAGUAAAAAGGGCUGGUCGAGAAGAGGACUUCUUUGACUGACCUGUGCCGUCCCUGU
Molecule: messenger RNA, 1217 nt
Organism: Perca flavescens (yellow perch)
Lineage: Eukaryota; Metazoa; Chordata; Actinopteri; Perciformes; Percidae
Product: complement receptor type 2-like
Exons: 11
Coding region: 233-1099 (288 amino acids)
Source: RefSeq, a predicted model, not a curated record